This is a messenger RNA of Talaromyces atroroseus, 1446 nucleotides long. RefSeq lists its product as hypothetical. Gene Ontology annotation, molecular function: ornithine decarboxylase inhibitor activity. NCBI's taxonomy places the organism in Eukaryota, Fungi, Ascomycota, Eurotiomycetes, Eurotiales, Trichocomaceae. The record is from RefSeq and is a predicted model, not a curated record. The coding region runs from base 1 to 1446 and encodes 481 amino acids. The transcript has 6 exons.
AUGGAGGGUGAUCUCAUGACUGAUAGUAGUAAUUACUCCAAUCAGCAACAACCGGUUUCCUUCGACAGCCAUGGGCAAAUUAGUAUCUUGGCCAGUUGCUACAUGACUUCGACUGUCUCAAAGACCGUCAAGGGCUUCCAUUACUGCACUCCCAGCGGGGCAGGAGCACAGUGUCCUCCCCUCAACUCGCCCGCCCUUCCCGUGACGGAAGAUUUCCGGCCGAGACAUAAAGCAUCGCGAAAUAAUAGAGGGGAGGCAGCGCAAACCAUCACAGAAGAGUGUGAGAGGCUCUUCUGCGACACGUUGUCCGCCAUGUUCCUUGGUGAGAGGAACGGCAGACACCGAACGUCGCUAGCGAUGGGUGCGAAUCAAAAUGUCCGGCUGGAAAAUCGGAAACUAGUAUCCCAACGGACCAUCGAAGCUUAUCUUGAACUAUGGGAUUAUGCGAACGAUGCCAUUUACCGCGGGUUUGUUGCCGAUGGUGGUGGUUGUCAGAGAACUUUAUUUGUCUUUCUCGACAGCCAUACGAGCAAUCAUGGCAUCAAGAAUGCAUUGCUUGCUCUUUUCGAAUUGGCCGAAAUGGAGGCCUUUGAGUGCAGUCAAGUUAUUGCUUGUGUGCCGCGCUCAGACGAUGCCUCGGGGCUUGGAACAGAAUCAGUGCGCAUUGAUGAGAUCGAAAUCAAGCAAUCCCCGAUUCCACAUGCCGUUCAGAAGAGAUCUGUCUUCGCUUCCAAUUUUUCCAACUUUUCUUAUACCCUCGUCGCCGUUUCCAAAGCGACAGCAACAUCAACAUGCAGUAGAAGACAAUCAAGACGCUACAGCAGCAGUGAAGAAACUCCAACCUUCUUCGUCUACUUCCGAGACGAAUCGAGCACUGAGAUUGUCGCAUUUGUCCUACAUUCGAUAAUCAGCAAAGGCUUCACAGGUCGACAUGGACGCGCCUACCUAGUCUCGCCUGCACAGCUUACUAUUAGUGGGAAUCAUCAGCAUCUAAAUACCGCAACUAAUAACACACUACCGAAUACAAUCACCCAAAAGGCGGUUUCGCGCCAACUCGUCACUGGCGUCCAUACUGUUGCUGAUAUUAACUGCGUGCUCUGCGGCAGCGUCUUAGGGUGGAAGUACAUUGCAGCAGAGGAAGAAGCGCAGCGAUAUAAAGUUGGCAAAUACAUUCUUGAGGCCAGACGAAUCACGACCUCUUCGUGCUGGGAGUUUGAGGACGAUUUUCUACCUUCACCAUCAUCAUCAUCGCCCCUAUCGGAUGAUUCUUCUCGGUUUUCUUCAUUUUCUGUAGCUGCUGGCAGCGCUAACGACAAUGAAAACGGUAAUGAUUCAAGUUUGGAAUUCGAUAGUCAGGAUGAAGACGAGUGCGAGGAUCUUUUCACGGGUCUUUGGAGUCCGGGCCUUGCGAGACGUCGGAGAAGUCGCAAGAUGGACAGGAAGUAA